UGAGGUUCAAAGCAGUAAAGAGACCCCUCAAAACUUCUUGCUUAGGGCAAUGGACUUAAGACAAAAAAUCCUGUUUGCUUCUCAGGAAGCUGAUUCAAGUCUAAAAUAUGACCCGGUACUAGUUCAGAGUCUGUUUAUGCAUACAGUUCUAACUGGCCUUCAGAGUGACAAUAUUAAAGGUGACCUGCAGCCCUACCUCCUCCAGACAGAUACCUCAGAUGAGCUGCUGUUGGAGAAACUGAACAUUUCACAUGCCAAUGAAAAAGAGAGACAGGACAAAAAGAAACACUCUGCCCCAUCACGUGUAACUAAUGUGAAUACAGUCCAGUCAAGUGAAGCUCUGGUGGAAAAGAAAAGUGCCGCCUCACAAAGCCCAGCUUCACUUCCCCCUGAUCUGCUCGCUGAAAUAAAAGAAAUGCGCUCUGACAUAGUGCUAUUGAAAGACUUGAAAGCUGAGAUCUGUCAAAUCAGGGAAACAAUCCAAAGACCCGCCCCUGCACCGCCACACUACCUUCCACCAAGCAGAGAACCAGCAACUGUGCCCUCUCCUUACCCAGUAUUCUCACCCCCCCAAUCCUCACCUUAUCAGACUGAGUCAAAUGAAAUGCCAUAUUUCCACCAGCAGUCACCAGCAGCAGUGCAGGAGUAUCGACCAACAUUCGGGCCUGGACGGAUGAGAGAGACGGCCCAGUUCCAGCAGAGGUUUGCACCGCAGAGGUUUUACCCAGCGCGACGCCCUCAGCCAAAAUGUCCCUCAUGUACUCAAGCAGGGAGCUCAACAAGAAAACCCAUCCAGAUCGCCACCCCAUCCCCAGAGUACAGGACAUUAUGGACACCCUGGGAGGGAACACCCUCUUUUCACUGCUGGAUCAGGCAGAACGUUUGAGGAUCAUGUCAGUGACGUCAGAAAGGUGUUGCAACGCUUGAGAGAGCAUGGGAUAAAACUGAAACCCAGGAAAUGUGACCUGUUUAAGACAGAAGUGCGAUACCUUGGGAGAAUUGUGUCUGCUGAGGGAAACAGAAUGGACCCUGCUGAUACUGUUGCGGUAAGAGCCCUGAAAGACAAGCAACCAGGUACUGUUGGCGAGUUGAGAGCCAUUUUAGGACUGUUGAGUUAUUACCGGCAGUAUAUCAAGGAUUUUUCACGUAUUGCCAGCCCCUUGUAUGAUUUGCUCAAAGCACCUGUCGAGACUGAGACCCUGAAAGAUAAAAAGAGAAAGUGGCAAACAAAACGAAACAGUAGAGGAGUUCCGUCCAACACACCCAUUGAGUGGGCUAAUGUGCAUCAGAUCAUAUUGGAACGGUUGAUAGACUGCCUCAUUCAGCCACCUGUUCUGGGUUUCCCAGAAUUUUCCCAGCCAUUCACCCUCCAUACUGAUGCUUCCAAUCAGGGGUUAGGGGCGGUAUUAUAUCAAAGACAGAAUGGAAAGCUACGUGUGAUUG
This is a messenger RNA of Esox lucius (northern pike), 1443 nucleotides long. RefSeq lists its product as uncharacterized. The transcript is spliced from 3 exons. Lineage: Eukaryota; Metazoa; Chordata; Actinopteri; Esociformes; Esocidae. Bases 50 to 886 code for a protein of 278 amino acids. The record is from RefSeq and is a predicted model, not a curated record.